Molecule: messenger RNA, 2058 nt
Organism: Entrophospora sp. SA101
Lineage: Eukaryota; Fungi; Glomeromycota; Glomeromycetes; Entrophosporales; Entrophosporaceae
Source: the annotation of a GenBank genome assembly
AUGAGUGAAAAAUCACUGCCUAAAACUCCUGCUAGUAAUAUUAGUCAAACUCCUACGACACCAAAUGAAAGAUUAAUUGAAAAAUUGUUUGAAUCUAUUAAUGAUCAAAUAUUAGAAGAAAUCGAAGAAGAAGAAUUUUUAGUAGAUAAUGACUGGGAUAUAUCUUUUGACGAGGUAGAUGAAAGAUUAUCUGAAUUUCAAGAAGAGGCAUUUGUUCAUGAAGCAUUCACCAAGUUAUGUGAUCAAAUUUUGGAAACUAUGGAAGAUAUGUUAAGUGAUUUUCAAAUGGAUUUGGGAAAAAUUAGUAAUGAAAUUCAAACAUUACAAGAUAAAUCUUUUUCUAUGAAUAUACAACUCAAAAAUCGAACUGUAUUAGAAAAUAGUUUAAAUAAUAUUUUGGAAGGAAUCAUAAUUCCACCUCCUAUGGUUAAGAAAAUUACCGAAGAUGAGAUUGACGAAAUAUGGUUGGCUUAUUUGACUGAACUAAAUAAAAAAAUGUCUUAUGUAAAGCAAAAACAAGGAAAGAAUAUAAAGGCUUUGAAAGAUGUUGGGCCUGAAUUGGAAAAGUUACGUUUAAAGGCUUCAGAAAAAAUUCGUGAUUAUCUUUUAUCUAAAAUAAAAUCAUUACGAAUUCCAAAUACAAAUGUUCAAAUUUUACAACAAUCAAUAUUAUUAAAACAUAAGGUACUUUAUCAAUUUGUAAUGCAAAGAUAUAGUGAUGUUGCAUUUGAAAUUAUGCAUACAUAUAUGAAUACUAUGAGGUGGUAUUUUUCUAAUCAUUUUGAAAGAUAUAUGAGAGGCUUACAAAAACUUCAAAGUCCUAUAGCGGAUAAAUUUGCAAUGAUUGGAUAUGAUGAAAAUGUUAGAAAAGGAAGUUUAUUAUUCGGAACUAGUAAAAUUGCCCUUCAAGAUAAAAUAAAUAUAUGUGCAUUGGGUGAUAGAAUAGAUACAUUAAAAAAUCAAGAUUCCGGUGUCAUCUUAGUUCAUGUAGCAGAAGAUAAGAAUCAGAAACAUCCAUAUGAAGUCUUAUUCAGGAGUUUUAAUUUAACAUUUAUUGAUAAUGCCAGUUCAGAAUAUCUUUUUAUAACUGAAUUUUUUACCAAAGAUGAAAAACCAAAUGUUGAUUUGGCAAAAGAAAUUUUUGCUGAAAUAUUUGAGCCCACCAUAAGAAUGGGUUUGAAUUUCACCAAACAAUAUAUUGAGAAUAGUUAUGAUGCUAUUGGUGUACUUUUAUGUAUUAGAUUGAACACACAAUUUACUCUAGAAUUACAAAGGCGUCGCGUUCCUGCAUUGGAAGCAUACACUAAUCAAACUAAUAUGUUACUUUGGCCAAAAUUUCAAGCACUUAUGGAUCUGCACAUUGAAAGUAUAAAGAAAGCCAGCAAUAAAUUAAUUGUUAAAGAUUUUCUUCCUCAUUAUGUUACUAGACGAUUUGCAGAAUUUUCUGCUUCAUUAUUAAUAUUGAAUGAAGAUUAUAAAGAUUCAAAUUUAACAAAUACUCUUUUAAGGUUACGAAGUGAAGUUGAUCUGCUUUUGAAUAAAAUGUCAACAACAUUUGAAGAUAAAAAAAGUAGAUUAAUAUUUUUAAUUAAUAAUUAUGAUUUGAUUAUAACAAUUUUAAGUGAAAGUGGUGGUAAAGCUACAGAACCGGAAAUUAUUCAUUUUCGAGAACUAUUAAAUACCAAUAUCUCAGGAUUUGUUGAAGAAGAGUUACAACCAUAUUUUGGUAAUCUAAUUUCAUUCGUUAAAUAUAUUGAACAAAUAGAUGAUACUGAAAGCAUUAAUUCAGUAGACAUGUAUGAUAAAAUUUCGUCAGAAUUUAUUGCAACUUGGAGGCAAUCAAUAGCAUCAAUAAAUACUUCAGUAAUACAAUAUUUUUCAAAUUUUAAAAAUGGUACAGUGAUAUUACAUACUGUAUUAGGACAAUUGAUUAUUUAUUACACAAAAUUUUGUAAUGCGUUAGAAGACGGGUUGAAAAAUGGUAGAGUUAGAGUUAGACAACAACCUGUUGGUGUACAAAGCGUCAUGGUGGAAAUUAAAAAGUUUAAAACACAAUAA